UCCACCGUCUCCCACAAACCCCAGAAUUUCAAAAUCCCGCAGCCCAGCCGAGAGGGGCGUCUCCGUUCCCCAUUCCCCCACGAUUCGUUCCCACCCCGACGCCGCCGCCGACACGACAGCGGAGUCGCGCGCCGAACCCUAGACUCCGGCCCAUGAGACGGGACGACGCUGGCGGCGGCGGCGGUGGCCCCGGGUUCCACGAUCUAUUCGACUCCGUGCGCCGGUCCAUGGCCUUCCGCACAAGCGGGGCCGCCGCCCCGGAGCCCCCCGCCGGACCCCUCGGCGGGGUUGCCGCUGGAGGGAUCGGCGUCCGGAUCAGCUCCUGCCUCCGCAAGUCGAGGGGGAUGGGACUGCUCGGUCUCAUCUCCAAGAGCCCCUCGCCGCCGCGCCGCCUGCUGCCGCCGACGCCCGUGUCGGCCGACGGCGGAGGAGGCCGACCAGAGGAGAACCCGCCGAUCCGGUGGCGGAAGGGCGAGAUGAUCGGGUCGGGCGCAUUCGGGCAAGUCUACCUCGGGAUGAACCUGGACACUGGCGAGCUCCUCGCAGUAAAGCAGGUUUUGAUCGGGAGUAGCAACGCGACGCGGGAGAAAGCCCAAGCGCAUAUAAGAGAGCUGGAGGAAGAAGUGAAGCUCCUCAAGAACCUAUCUCACCCCAAUAUUGUGAGGUACCUUGGUACGGUUCGCGAGGAAGACACACUGAAUAUUUUGCUGGAGUUUGUUCCUGGAGGGUCAAUUCAAUCACUUCUGGGGAAACUCGGUUCAUUCCCUGAGGCAGUCAUUAGGAAGUAUACUAAACAGAUUUUGCAAGGGUUGGAAUAUCUACAUAACAAUGCAAUAAUACAUAGAGACAUAAAGGGCGCAAACAUUCUUGUCGAUAACAAAGGGUGCAUUAAACUUGCUGAUUUUGGGGCAUCUAAGCAAGUCGCCAAGUUGGCUACUAUGACAGCAGCUAAAACAAUGAAGGGCACACCACAUUGGAUGGCACCUGAAGUCAUUGUCGGGAGUGGGCAUACUUUUUCUGCAGAUAUCUGGAGUGUGGGAUGCACAGUCAUUGAAAUGGCUACUGGUAAACCACCAUGGAGCCAGCAGUAUCAGGAGGUUGCCCUUCUAUUUCAUGUUGGAACCACAAAGUCACACCCACCAAUACCUGAACAUAUUUCACCGGAGGCUAAAGAUUUUCUGCUGAAAUGCCUGCAGAAGGAACCAGAGCUGAGGUCUACGGCAUCAGAUCUACUGAAGCAUCCAUUUGUUACAGGAGAUUUUGACGACCGGCCGCUACUCAAUCGUACUGCACACAAGGAAGCUUCUGUUAUUGAGCUUCCUGCACAUGAUGCAGAUGUGCCAAGAGACUUGGGUUUGAAUCAUUCUGGCAACUGGUCCACUCUUAAUUCCAACAGAUCAUCGACUAUCAAACCCUUGUGGGAGGGUAGCUGCGAUGAUGAUGACAUGUGUGAGUUUGCCGACAAAGAUGACCACCCAGCAGUUGGAUCUAGCUAUAAUCCUAUGUCUGAACCAUUUGAUGACUGGAGAAGCAAGUAUGACAUAAGCCCAGAGCAAAGUUCACAUCAAUCAAGGGAUUUUGGUGGAUUGGCCAAGCAUACUGAAAGCAGCAUGACUGAAAAUGAUUUUACUUUCCCUCGUGAGGGAAGUUGUGAAGAUGAUGAUGUACUUACAGAGUCAAAAAUAGAAGCAUUUCUUGACGAGAAGGCCCUUGAUCUGAAGAAGCUUCAGACACCUUUAUACGAGGAAUUCUACAAUACAGUGAAUGCUGGGAAUUCUCAGGGUGUUGAUCAAACUUCUAAUGGAAAAAUUGCAAAUAGUCCGAAACUACCCCCUCGUGGAAAGUCGCCUCCAAGUAAGCUGCGAGGAGGUCCAGCAGCAGCAACACCAACAUGUGAUAAUUCGAAUAAUACAAUGCCUGAAAGCUGCAGCAAGCAAUUCUCAAGGGAUAGUGUAGAGAGCAGCCGGAUCUUGAGAGAAAUAGCUUCCCCUCAACUUAAUGAGCUUGGGGAUAAAAUUCAUAUUGAUGUCCAAGAUAGCCCAAGCACAAGCUUUGCGGAGAGGCAAAGAAAGUGGAAAGAGGAACUGGACCAGGAGCUCGAGAGGGAAAGAGUGAUGAGGUUAGCCAGCUGUGGUAAAACACCGUCUCCAAAUAGAGGGCCCAGCGGGAAACGAGAGCAUCAUGCCGUCAUCCCGCACAUUGAAUAGAUAGCAUCACUCAUUCCUUAUUUCAUCCCACAGUGACUUAUGAAAGCUAUACAAUGGUAGUGAUUGGCAGCAACAGCAGUAUAGUCUUCAAGGCUUGAUUGUUCGCCACACAUUGCAAAGCUAGCUGGCCGCCCAAUCAGUUUGGCGCGAGUGCAACUACUUUGAACUUCCAAGUGGACUGGUAGGGCAGCCAUCUACUCAUGAUGGAUCAUAUUCGGCUGCCCGCAGAAAGUCAUGCUAACCUGGAAAAUGCUGACAGUUUCUUGACGAGGCGGCUCUUUCAUUCAUGUGUGCUGUUUUGGUUGCAUGGUUUAUACCAAAGUGUAUUGUAUAGAUUUUGGGUUGGCAAGUCAUAGGGGCAUUGGGCUUGUUUCUGUAUGGAGCUUGUUUUGAAAGCGCGUAAUAAGCCAAGUAAUACAAAAUUAUUGAGGAUUUCGUUCGUUGAUAAAGGCUCUACAAGUGGCACGGUCUGCCGCAUGGUACACUUUCUGUGCAGUUUGUAAUACUGAAAACGUGCUGUAUGUUAGAUUCUGAUCUGAUCUUUCUCGCU
Messenger RNA from Brachypodium distachyon (stiff brome), 2757 nucleotides. Its product is annotated as mitogen-activated protein kinase kinase kinase NPK1. NCBI's taxonomy places the organism in Eukaryota, Viridiplantae, Streptophyta, Magnoliopsida, Poales, Poaceae. Bases 153 to 2207 code for a protein of 684 amino acids. The transcript has 17 exons. The record is from RefSeq and is a predicted model, not a curated record. Gene Ontology annotation, molecular function: protein kinase activity; ATP binding. Gene Ontology annotation, biological process: protein phosphorylation.